Messenger RNA from Electrophorus electricus (electric eel), 5966 nucleotides. It is a transcript of the gene atp8b5a, whose product is annotated as ATPase phospholipid transporting 8B5a. Lineage: Eukaryota; Metazoa; Chordata; Actinopteri; Gymnotiformes; Gymnotidae. Gene Ontology annotation, cellular component: trans-Golgi network; plasma membrane. Gene Ontology annotation, molecular function: ATP hydrolysis activity; ATPase-coupled intramembrane lipid carrier activity; ATP binding. Gene Ontology annotation, biological process: phospholipid translocation; Golgi organization. The record is from RefSeq and is a predicted model, not a curated record.
UGGGGGAGAGAGAGAGAGAGAGAGAGAGCGAGACAGUGGACAGAGAGCGCUCAGGAGGUUGGAACAAAGGAUCUGUCAUAGUGAGAAAGUUUAAAAUAGCAGACCACAAGUGAGAGAACACAAUCUCAAGACGAGAAGAAGAAAAGAGGAGACCGAAAGAAGAGAAAACCAAGACAGUGUACGACAGACCAGAGAACGGAAACGGGUGAGAGGUAGAGAGAGACGUGGAGUGAGAGGGAAGUAGAGGGGUGGAGAAAGAGAGCAGACGCCAGCUAUACAGUGAGACAUUAAGACACGCCUUUUCAAGGUCUCUGUUGGAGUAACAUCUGGACUUCCCACUACUCACACACGCUUGGACAAGCAGGCUGCCAAACCCAGGACUGGAUUCAGUGGUGCAGUAAGUCAUUGGAAGACUCUAAUACUUCAAAAGUAUAUGACCUCUUCACAUACCCAGAAGACCCCUGACACCCUGCUGAGAUGUUUUAUGGUUCUCUGGUAGAUAUGGACAGUAGGUAGUGGCAGUGGGAAUCUCAUUCAUCCAUUCAUGUGUGCCAAUAAUUGGAUAAUGAGGGAUGUUGCUGUCCGCAGGAAGGUUGUAGUUGCUCGCGCUUCAUUGAGUUUCUUCACUUUGAUAUUCGGAGCACUGAGCUGGACGGUCCUCUGACUGGUUUAGACGCUGCAGGUGACUGCGUGGAGCCACCUGAUCUGGCUGGGAUGUCGGGAAGUGAAUUAGCCCUGCCCCCCCAGACUGACCCGCCCUCACAGGUGGGUGAUGGACAGAUAGAGACGACGACCUGUAGCUAUGUCCUUCUUUGGCCUUGACUGUGUGAAAAAGAAAGAGAAAGAGACGGAGAGGAAAAUUCGUGCAAAUGAUAGGGAACACAACCUCUCUUUCAAAUAUGCGACCAAUGCCAUCAAGACGUCUAAAUACAAUGUGCUCACCUUCCUUCCGCUCAACCUGUUUGAGCAGUUCCAGCGCAUCGCCAACGCUUACUUCCUUUGUCUGCUCGUCCUACAGGUGAUUCCAGCUAUCUCCUCCCUGUCCUGGUUCACAACAGUCGUGCCCCUUGCACUGGUGCUGUCCAUCACUGCCGUCAAAGAUGCCAUCGAUGACCUAAACCGACACAAGAGCGACCGACAGGUGAACAACCGCAGGGCACAGGUGCUCAUUGACGGAGAACUGAGAAAUGAAAAAUGGAUGAACGUUCAAGUGGGCGACAUCAUCAAGCUGGAGAAUAACCAGUUUGUUGCAGCUGAUCUCCUCCUCCUCUCUAGCAGUGAGCCUCUUAAUCUGGUGUACAUUGAAACCGCUGAGCUGGAUGGGGAGACCAAUCUGAAGGUGAAGCAGGCUCUAUCUGUAAUCGGAGAAAUGGGAGGAAACAUUGAAGCCCUGGCUGCUUUUAAAGGGGAGGUGUGCUGCGAGCCACCCAAUAACCGCCUGGACCGGUUUGUGGGCACGCUGGUGUGGAGAGGACAGAAGCAUCCUCUGGACAACCACUGUGUCCUGCUGAGAGGCUGUACGCUGAGAAACACCGACUGGUGCUUUGGCCUGGUGCUGUUCGCUGGUCCUGAGACCAAGCUCAUGCAGAAUUGUGGGAAAUCGAGUUUUAAGAGGACGAGUAUCGACCGCCUGAUGAAUGUCCUUGUGCUCUUUAUCUUUGGUUUCUUGGUGUUUAUGUGUAUCAUUCUGGCUGUGGGUCAUGGGAUCUGGGAGCACUAUGAAGGGACAAAGGUCAUGGCCUUUGUGCCACAGCAGAAUGAGGACACUGCGUUCUCAUCCUUCCUCACAUUCUGGUCCUACAUCAUCAUCCUAAACACUGUGGUGCCCAUAUCACUCUAUGUCAGUAUGGAGGUAAUUCGCCUGGGGAAUAGCUACUACAUUAACUGGGACAGGCUGAUGUUCCACACGGGGAGCGGCACAGCUGCUGAGGCUCGGACCACCACGCUGAAUGAGGAGCUCGGGCAGAUCCGUUACGUCUUCUCAGACAAGACCGGCACACUCACACAGAACAUCAUGUGCUUCCACAAGUGCUCCAUCAAUGGCAAAGCCUAUGGAGACGUCUUUGAUUGCUCAGGACAAGGAUAUGGUCUCUCAGGGGACAUGAUGAUGGUGGAUUUCUCCUUUAACUCGCUGGCUGACCCGAGGUUCCAGUUCUAUGAUAACAACCUGCUGGAGGCAGUGAAGCUGGAGACACUGGAGGUGCACUCCUUCUUCAGACUUCUCGCCAUCUGCCACACCGUCAUGGCUGAGGAGAAAAACAAUGAUCUGGUAUACCAGGCCCAGUCUCCAGACGAGGGUGCUCUGGUGACAGCGGCGCGGAACUUUGGCUUCGUGUUCCGCUUGCGCACCCCAGAAAGCGUGUGUGUGGUGGAGAUGGGAGUCCCGCGCACCUACGAGCUCCUCGCCAUCCUCGACUUCAACAACGUCCGCAAGAGAAUGUCUGUCAUCGUGCGUAGUCCUGAGGGAAAGCUCGCUCUCUACUGUAAGGGAGCAGACACCAUCAUCUACAAGAGGCUGCACGAGUCUUGCAGCAAACUGAUGGAAGUCACCACAGAGCACCUCAAUGAGUUUGCUGGUGAGGGUUUGCGCACUCUUGUUCUGGCCUAUAAGGAUCUGGAUGAGGAGUAUUUCUCCGAGUGGAAACAGCGCCACCAUCAGGCCAGCACAGCACUGGAGGGUCGUGAGGACAAACUCAAUCAGCUCUAUGAGGAGAUAGAGAAAGACCUGCUGUUAAUUGGAGCUACAGCUAUAGAGGAUAAAUUGCAGGACGGUGUGUCUCAGACCAUCGAGCAGCUGGCUAAAGCUGACAUCAAGAUCUGGGUGCUGACAGGAGAUAAGCAAGAGACAGCCGAGAACAUUGGAUACUCCUGCAACCUGCUGCGAGAGGAGAUGGAUGACAUUUUUAUUGUCGCUGCAGACUCCCCUGAGGAGGUCAGGCAAGAGCUGAGAGAUGCUCGCAUGAAGAUGCGUCUGGAUUCAGGAGAGGAUGCGUUCUUUAUCCCAGAGAGCAUUCUGGGUAAUAACCCUAAAGUGGUACAGGAUGAGAAUGUGAAUGGGGAAUAUGGCCUGGUCAUCAAUGGUCACAGCCUGGCAUAUGCUCUAGAGGGCAGCAUGGAGCUGGAGUUCUUGCGGACAGCGUGUAUGUGUAAGACGGUGAUCUGCUGUCGAGUGACGCCAAUGCAGAAGGCUCAGGUGGUAGAGCUGGUCAAGAAAUACAAACAAGCCGUCACUCUCGCUAUAGGAGACGGGGCUAAUGACGUCAGCAUGAUUAAAGCUGCCCAUAUUGGAGUGGGCAUCAGUGGUCAGGAGGGCAUGCAAGCUGUGCUGUCCAGUGAUUUCUCCUUCGCUCAGUUCCGGUACCUGCAGCGCCUCCUGCUGGUGCACGGUCGCUGGUCUUACCUGCGCAUGUGCAAGUUCCUGCGUUACUUCUUCUACAAGAACUUCACCUUCACCUUCGUGCACUUCUGGUUUGCCUUCUUCUGCGGCUUCUCCGCCCAGACAGUGUAUGAUGAGACCUUCAUAGCGCUCUAUAACCUGAUGUACACAGCACUCCCAGUGCUGGGCAUGGGUCUGUUUGACCAGGAUGUGAGUGACGGCUGGAGUCUGGAGUACCCUCAGCUCUACGAGCCGGGCCAGCGGAGUCUAUACUUCAGUAAGGGCGCCUUCAUUAAGUGUGCCCUGCACAGCUGCUACAGCUCCCUGGUGCUGUUCUUCGUGCCCUACGCCGCCGUGCGAGACAGUGUGAGCACGGACGGCCACGACAUCGCUGACCACCAGUCCUUUGCUCUGCUCACGCAGACGUGCCUCACCGUCACCGUGUGCGUCCAGUUGGGGUUAGAUCUGUCCUACUGGACGGCGGUGAAUCACUUGUUUGUGUGGGGCAGUCUGGGUAUGUAUUUCCUAGUGACCUUCACCAUGCAGAGCGACGGUCUGCACAGACUAUAUGCCUCUUCCUUCCCUUUCGUAGGUACAGCUCGUAACUCUCUGGACCAGGUCACUGUGUGGCUGACGGUCCUGCUCACAGCAGUACUGUGUGUGCUGCCAGUGGUGGUUCACCGCUUCCUGUUCAUGCAGCUCAACCCCACCAUCAAUGACAAGGUGAGGUUGAAGGUGCACCAGAUGAAGGCCCAGCCUCCUCCCCCUCGCCGCCGUGCCAGGAUCCGCCGCUCCAGCACUCGCCGCUCCGGCUAUGCCUUCUCUCACGCCUACGGUUAUGGUGACCUAGUCACCUCCAAGCGGUUCCUACGGCGACCGGUUCCAUCGCGCUCUGCGGGAUCUACUCCCGCAGGCCGCUCAGCCGCUUUCAGGCCCGCGGGCCGCUCGGCCGGGUACAGCCCGAGCGGGCAGGAGCAGAACCCCAAACAGGCAACAGAACCCACGGAACUGCAGCGGUACCGAGCCGUCCACGACGCCACCUUCUGUAGGCAGGGUGUAGCUCCUGAAUGAGUGCUGGACAUAAGCAGCCUGAGAACCAAAUUAUAGCAAAAUACGAGGAUGCUGUUUAUAUGAAAAUGGUAUUUGUAUGAGAAUGGUGUUUCUGUGAGAACAGUGUUUAUAUGUUUACAGUGCCGCUGUUGGUCAUGAACAGCCUGCAAACAUGUGUGCACACUAAGAAUGAUAAAGAAACCAACAUAUUUCAUAAAUAUAUCAAAGUUUGGUGACACACACAAACACAUUAUUCAGAUAAGGAAGACCUAACAUAAGGAAGACCGUGGUGCUUUCCUUUUGCCUUGGAGGUCACUCUGUACUGCAGUGGUGCAGUUGGAACGAGCAGGUGCCGUUGAUGUCACAGAGCAAUGAUGUCGCAGAGGGCACAUUCCUCUGCAAUAGUCUGGGUCAGAUUCAUGAGAAAAUGUCAUUUCAGGGAGAAAACCGAGAAAAGCACUGUUUACCCAUCCUGAGAACCCCACUCUGCCACACCGUUUCUGCCUCCUGUGCUAACGUGCUUGAUUCAGCUCAUCAGCGCAAUGCUGAUUUCAUCAUCUCUAUUCUAUUCCUGGAGAGGAAUCAAUGUAAUCAUGACACUGUGCAGGAACAGGAGCAGUGUUCUGUUGUAAAAUCAAAAACAAUUUGGUAGUUAACAGUUCAUGCAAACAUCGCUCAAACCCUCAAAAAUUGAGUUAUUAAGUGUUUUGAAAUGUUCUGGCAAACAAAACAAGCAUCCUCUAUUUAUUUUCUCUUGGAUCUUAAUGACUAAAACUGACCUUGUUGAAGAACAAGGCACAAACAGAGGAAAGAUUUCAAUUCGCAAAAAUCUUGAGCAUCUGCAGGACACAGGUAAUAUGAUCUUUCAAGGACUCAACUCAUUGUCAGCAUGCCGCAUCAUUGCAGUCCAGAAGAUCAGAUUUGUAUUAUCAUGUACAUCAGAGAUCAGAUUUGUAAUAUUCCAAUGUGUUUUCAUAUAAUGCAGAGAUCACAUUUGUAUUACUCUAAUGUGUUUUCAUGUAAUGCAGUGCAGUUUCUCUGUGCCUGGUCAAAUCUUUGUUUGACAAAUUGCAACUUUGUGAUAAUUGACUAUAAAGGUGCGGAACAAACUGAAAUUAGGCAAGAUUCAGGUAUGUGUGCAUGUGUUGGUGUGUGACACAGAUGCACGUGCCUAACUGUAAUGCUGAAAUCUCUACUGUGCUAUGACAAUAAUCUUGUUUCUGGUGACCUCUUAUACUGUAAACCAAGGUCAGUAUAUAUAUCCAAACAUGAAUAUUACCUGUCCUGUUUCCCAGGUUUCUUAGUGACAGCUGAAAGUUAUGCAUGCUGACAUCAAACUAGAUAAUCAUUUAGUUAAUCAUUUUAAGGCUGUCAACACAAAAGAGACAAACCUUCAAUACCCACUUAGCUUUAUUUUCAUAUGGGUGGGUAAAAAAUGGUGACAGAUAUUGGAAACAUGAAAUGUCUCAUUUUUUUCAUUGUGUUUAUUUUUGUAAUGUAAAAGAUUAGUAUAAAUAAAUUACUUUUCUACUCUUGUAAA